Porites lobata is the source of this 39352-nucleotide messenger RNA. Lineage: Eukaryota; Metazoa; Cnidaria; Anthozoa; Scleractinia; Poritidae. The record is from the annotation of a GenBank genome assembly.
GUACUUUGUCCAGGAGGUUGGCUUUCAAGUUUUCAUGGCGGAUGUUUCAAAGUCCAUUCCAAUCCCCUGGACUGGAACUCAGCAAAAUCCGCGUGUGAAGCACUGGGAUCAAGCCUCGCUGUCCUGAAUUCGGAAGCUAAAUUACGAGACUUUCCUCAGUUGUUGAAAAGUGCAGCUGCUAGCAAAAGAGAUUUAUGGAUUGGUUUAUACAGGAAUCCUGAAAACAAGCAAGGAUGGCUAUGGGUCGGUAGGUCAACCGUUUAUUUCACUUCCUGGGAUACUGGAGAACCAAAAAAUUAUGAGUCAAACGACGAGGAUUGUGGGGAACUUAGAAUGCCGUCAGGGAAAUGGAAUGAUUUGCCAUGUCACUACCAUCUUCCUUACAUUUGUGAAAUCAGUGGUAAGUACAACAUCCUUCAUGAAUAUAUAUACAUGCAGACAAUUGAUGGUUUGAAACUGGUUUUAAGCCCACGGAUUAACUCAACAAAUGUUUAUACGGGAAGGCUCCUCCCCAAUUUUUCACGAAAAAGGUACCCCCCCCCCCGGGAGUUAUAAGACAAGACAUAGGGCUUCAGGUCGCCAAUAUUUAUUCUGGCCUGGGAUGUUAUGAUCUGGUUGCUGCGGUAGGUUACACUAUCACCAUGUAGGGUUGAGAAACAGAGUGGAAUAUAACAUCACCGCGCUUUGUAAUAAUAAUAAUUAAUAAUUAUAAUAACAAUUUAAUCACUUAUAUUGCGCAGAUAUUCAUAAAAAUGAGAAAAUGCGCAUUACAUUAGUAAUAAAAGCAUGAAAAAAAGGUACAAACCUAUUUACAACAAGCAAAACAAUAAAAAUAUGUACACUUCCGCAAUGAAAAUCUAAAAUAUCGAUAUGUAACAAUUAAAAUCCAUUCAACCGUAAGCAAACUUAAAAAGAUACGUCGUAAGAUUGCUCUUAAGAUUAUGCAAGGUUGGAAUAUCGCGAAGCUCACGGGAAAGAGCAUUCCAUAACUUGGGCGCAGCCACCUGGAAGGACCUAUCGCCUAGUGUGACCUUAGCUCUAAGUGUUGACGAUGCUAGAUGCUGAGGUUAAAUGUGCCUUGCGAUUGCACAGAAACUAAGUUCUGAAUGUAUGUAGGGGCUAUACCAUGGAUAGUAAUACCUUUAACGAAUAGAUUCCGUGUUUGCCAUGCGUCUGUUCAGUAAUACAUCACAGUGGUAUAAACAACAAAGUGGCACACGAGACUCAGACGAGUAAUUCACGGAUAUUUUUACCACAUUUUGACGCCUUCUGUAAUCUCAGUAUUACUGAACAGACCAAUUGCAACACGGAAUCUGUUCGUUUUGUACAAUUUUCAGAAAAGAAAAAAACCGACACAAUUAAUGACUCGUUCCGCUUGACUGUUCGAGGAUUUGUGCACGUGUCAGCUUAAGCAUUUUCGUAGUCACAAACGGUUCUUUUAGUCUAUGCUUCCUAUUUUCCGAUAUCUCACUCAUAAGCGAGUUGAAAGAUGGCGCCAAAUUUGUCGGAAAACAAUUACCGGAGAAGUCUCAAGAGUUAGCAAAGGCACAAGCAGAAAUUGCCGAACUCACGAGGAAGGUGCAAAAACAUGAAGAAGCAGUUAAGGCUUAUAUCUUGAGGCCUAUUCUCCACGCGAAAACAUGAAGUUUAUGAACAUCGAAGAAGGACCUCAAGACCAACCCGAAGACACCAAGGAGAUUUUUAGAGGCUUUUUAGAACGCGAGCUGGGAUAUGUAGAUGCUAAGAACGUAGAAUUCUAACGUGUCCACCGCACAGGAAAAACCAAAGGUGAAAAUCCUCGUGCGAUUCUUGCACGUUACCUGAGGUAUAAAGAUGAUCAUGAGCAAACAUUUUUUUCCAUCUGACACCGCUUGAAAGGAUCAAAGUUUUCAUAUGUUCCGAGACCUACCGACUGAAAUUGUUAAACGCCGCAGCGUACAGAUAGAAACUUUUAAAACUGCUAAACGAAGAGGAAUCCCAGCGACUUUCAGCCAAGCAAAACCAGAUAAGUUGUAUAUUAGAGGGCGCUUAUGGCCUGUAGGCAAAUAACUUCCUACAUAACUUUUUAUAACUUUUGUCAUUUGCUUCAAACAAUAGAAUGCUGUCGGGCCAUCUGUCACUGUGAGAUUGAAAAAAACACUGUAUAACUUAUGCUAUUGCGGGCGGUUGCUUUUUUAUUAGCUUUGCAGUUGUUUUUUUUUUUCUCUUUCAAACUUAGGAGAGAGCCUAAGAAAACGCGUCUUUCGUCCCCAGUCAAUUUAACCUUUUAUUGAUUUAAAUGUGCGUGUCUCUGUUUACAUUUUGCCUGACAAUGUUUAGUUUGCUGUGUUUUUGCGUAACCUCACUGUUAUUUUACUCAACCUCUUGUUUAUCUUUUCUUAUUUCUCAUUUUCGCUUUUUUACUGCUCGAAUACUCCUUGGGUAAAGACAGUCGAUGCUAUCUGACACAAACGUCUAAAAAUGGACCUUAAAAUAGGAUCAAUUAAUGUUAGAGGUUUGGGAGACCAGGUCAAGAGGCGAGAAAUCUUUAACUGGCUUCCAGCAAAAAAAUAUUCGUAUAUUUUAUUCAAGAAGUGUACUGUACAGAAAACAAUAAGAAUGAUUACCGAGCCGAAUGGGGCUAUCAAGUUUUGUUCAGCUGGUGCACCAGUAAAAAGGUAGGUGUUGCCAUACUUUUUAACAAUAACUUCACCUUUCAAAUUUCUAAAACAUAUUCCGAUCCCGAGGGACGUUUUAUAAUAUGCGAUCUGACUGUAAACGGGAAGCAAUUAACGCUGACAAACAUUUACGCUCCAAAGAACGAUGAUUCAAAUUUCUUCACCUCGGUUGUUAGUCAUUUAGCUGAUUUCAAGUGUGACGAGAUCAUAAUAGGUGGCGAUUUAAAAAAAAAUUUAGAAUAUAAAUUACAGUUAAUAAACAACCUUUAUCUUAUUAGAGUCAAGCUAACAGUAAACAAUAAUGUAUUUGUAAAUGCUAGCAAUACAAGGGUACAAAGGUCAUUUAGCCUACAUGGCUUCACGUGCAGUCAAUUAUAUUGUCCAAUCACAGCGCUGGAUUUUUCUCCCUGUUAAUUAAAUUAUGAUCGUCCGUUUGCUUCGGUUCGUUGAUUCAUUCAGUUCUUCAGCUUUGACAAGAAUCACAGUUUUCAAGCUCGUUGGCACUGUUUUCUACAAGAAUUACAGUAUUUCUUUCGUUAAUAUCUCACCAUCCCAUCUGAGUUCAGUACAGUUUUACCUGCCAUCAUGCCAUCGUCGAGGAAAAGAGGCAACAAGCAACGAAAUAGUGAGCAUCCAGUAUCACGAGGUCGACCACCGAAGCGCCGCGCCGAAACUAGUCAAAACCCAAAUCAGUGCCAGAAUCAUCUUGUUCUUUCAAACCAGGUGCCUCGUAUAGGUAACAACCCAUACAGCCGUGAUAACUUGCUGCCCUUCUCUGUGGAUCAACUGGAAACGUUGAGAGCCAUGAUAGAAGACAAGGUUGCCGACUUUUUAUUCGCUUAAAUUCCACCAAAUAUCAAAAAAAACUUUUGUAAAACUUAGUAUGUUAUUUAUUAUUUAUUUAACAUUGAAUAACCAAAAUAUUAAUAACCAGAAUGUCAUUCUUUAUGUUUUCUGACAUUUUCUAAGCGGUGAGGUAUAGAAUGUACGAGCUCCCAAAGCGUGUCCAAAGUCAGAUUUUUCCAGGCCAAGCGUAGUCACUGUCUUAGCUCGUCCAGUGUUUGGGGGGCUGAAUCUUUGUCUGCUGUCUCGUCUGCGAUAAUCGAGAUGGUCUCUAGGGGGUUCAAAUAAUAUGCCGGUUUGCCGGCCGGUCCUCCUUCGGUAUAAAGUUGGCAAAUCCUUUUGACACCAUGCGCGCAUGAGGUUUGCACAACCUUUUUCUCUUCAAGGCUUUCCAAUUGUUUUGGUAACUUAUCCCCAUACAGUUGUGCUCGGAACUGUGAUCGAUAAUGUGAAAUUGAAAUUUUUUUACCUGUCUGUUUUGUGGAAUUAUUACGCAUAUACUUACAGCUUUUUCGAUAAUAUUUAUCACACAGUCUGCGAAAAAACGGCCAUCCACUCCUUUCGUUUGUCUUCUAAGGUCUUUACUUUUGACCACUUGUUCGGUCAUCGUUGAGACUUCUUCAGCAAUUAGACAAUUUUUUUUUGACUGAAUAGCCAGAAGACCAUAAAAAUAGAUGCCUGAGCAGGCUAGCACAAACAGGGUAGGCCUUCAAUUUUCUUAAGGAGUAGAAAAAAGAAAAGAAAACGAUAAAUAUACCAAAAUAGAAAGCCUACAAUAUGGGUAGGAAAAGUAUAGCGGGAAAAACCUCGCGUACGUGUACGGUUGGGGCAAAAAUUAAAAAAAUAUAUAUAUAAUUUCUUCACAUUUUAGUUCGAAAUUGCUUUGAACGGUUAUUUAGAUAAAUUUCUUACCUGAAUCACUUUGCAUUUGGCUAAACAAGCGUUAAAUGCUUUGCGCAAAAUACAAUUUACAAUCGGAACGAACUUUUGAAACACCCCUUAGUAGGGACCAGUGCGAGUACCAACACGUCUGUAAUAGAUGUAAGGGCCAACCCCCUGGGCGGGACUGCAGUAGGGACCGCAACAAAGGAGGCUAUGUCAGGGAUCAGGACAAGAAAACCUAUGCUAGGGCUUGUGAGGAGGUCCACCGUCCCUCCAAAUCUAGUAGUUCCUCAGGCCACAGCAAAUUAUGAGUUUGCUGGGUCACUCCACACCCCUAUUAAUGUAAAUAGACUUGAGAUUUCUUUAGCUGAUCACCCCGACAGGGUUUUUGUUUCCAAUUUAUUGCAAACGUUUAGACUGAGAGCUAAUACAGGUUUCUUUGGGCGACGUUCCACAAGAUUUUCAAGAAACCUGCCUACUGCUUUGGCCCAACCUGACUUUGUGAAGGCCAAUUUAGAUAAGAAAGUAUCUCUGGGUCGGGUAGCGGGCCCCUUUUCAACACCACCAUUUCCCAAUUUUCAAGUCUAACGUAUAGGAUUAGUACCUAAAAAGUACUCGGAUAAGUUUCGCACUAUUUUUCACCUCUCAGUCCCAAAGUCAGGUGUCACUAGCAUAAACUAUUCAAUUUGAAAGGAAGAUUUUAGCCUGAAUCAUAUCACCAUAGACACAGCUAUCGAAGGAAUCUUAGCAAAUGGUCGUGGUUGCUUCCUUGCUAAGACUGAUGUGGAUUCUGCCUUUCGUCUGAUACCCCUAAGGCCAUGUGACUAUGAGCUCUUUGGUAUGCAAUGGGAAGGGAAAUUCUACUAUGAUAAGGUUCUCCCCUUUGGUUUAAGGAGUGCACCUUUUCUGUUUAAUCAGCUCUCAGAAGCAGUUAAGUGGCUUCUUCACGGUCACUGUGGCAUCUCUUUUGUUUACCACAUUUUAGAUGAUUUUCUUGUUAUUGAACCCCCAUCGCCUAUUGCACCCCACAACUUAACUUGUCAACAGAGCUUAUCUAGCAUGUUGCUUACUUUUAAGAAUCUGGGAAUUCCAUCGCACCCAAAAGACACAGGGUCCUUCUACAACCCUUGAAUUCAUGGGGAUUGUUCUUGAUUCUGACCGCAUGGAGGCACGCCUUCCUCCUGAUAAGGUCCAACGUCUCACUUCCUGUUUCACUGAAUUUAAAGGCAGAAGGUCCUGCACACUCAAGGAACUACAGUCUCUUAUUGGCUCUUUGAAUUUUGCUUGCAAGGUUAUUCCCCCGGGUCGACCAUUCCUGCAACGUAUGAUCCAGCUCACUAGGAACGUCUCUUUACCUCAACCAUCGUAUUAAGUUGAGCAAGGGUUUCUUUAAAGAUCUUAGGAUGUGGGAGGAUUUUAUAUGCAACUGGAAUGGGCCAGGUCGUUUUUUAUGCCUUCUCAUUGGGUCAUUUCAGAUGUCUUGUCUCUGUACACAGAUGCCUCUGGUUCUCUGGGAUUUGGGGGCAUUUUUCAAACCCACUGGUUUCAGGGCUCUUAAGAAACCCCAUCAAAAAAACUAGGUCAGCCAGAGAUCUCCAUUGCAUGGCAAGAAUUGUUUGGUUUUGUCAUCUAUUGGCCAAUUUUUUCUCAAACAAGCGCAUUCAGUUCUUCUGUGACAAUGAAUCAGUGUCAGUAUUGUUAACACAGAGGUACCGUAUCCCAAGGGUUAUGGAUCGUGUUCGUCAUUUGACCCUUCUGACUCUAAGGUUCAAUUUUUGUAUUAGAGCUGAGCAUAUAGAGGGUAAGAGGAAUGACAUAGCUGACUCCCUCUCUUCGCUUUCAGAUGGAUCAGUUCAGGGAGCUAGCACCCCAUAGCAACCGAGAUCCAUGUCAGGUUGCAUGCUCAGUCUCUACUAAGAGACGAGGAGACUUUGAUACAGUAUGUUGUUUACCUUGAUAAAUUGAUCAAGCAUUCCACUGUCAAGGGAUACUUGGCAGCAAUCCGUCAUUUUCACAUCUGCCGCGGCUACCAGCUUAACCUUAGGAAGUUCCUUCGCUUCCAACUUGUCUGCUGGGGCAUUAAGAGAUCUCAAGGUAGUUCAAUCACAACUCGUUUGACAAUUACAGUAUCCCACCUCAGAUUUUUCUGCUCCCUUCUAGCAAUCAGGUACACGACAAAUUAUGACUCUCUAAUGAUCUGGGCUGCUAUGACAUUAGCUUUCUUUGGUUUCACGUGGUUAGGCGAACUGAAAUGUAACUCCCAAUUUAACUCUGAUGUUCAUCUUACACCUCUUGAUACUAUCUUUCACCCAUCUCAGUCCAACCCCUCUCAUCUUUUAGUCAAAGUCAAGGUUUCUAAAACUGAUCCCUUCAGGAUGGGGCAUACCCUUUUAAUAGGACAAACUAAUCAGAGUAUCUGUCCUGUAAAUGCAAUGAAGCAUUAUCUUACCAGGAGGGGAACUACACCUGGACCUUUUUUUUUUUAUUUUUGCCUCGGGAUGUCCAUUGACUAAAGAUGCAUUAACUGCUGAGACUAGGCAACGUCUCUCUCAUUUGGGUUGUCAAGCAUCAGAUUAUGCUGGUCAUAGCUAUAGAAUUGGUGCAGCAACAGCUGCACCUUCAUCGGGUCUUCCCCCAUGGUUGGUUAAAACAUUAGGAAGGUGGUCAUCUGAUUGUUAUGAGAGAUACAUCUAAUGCCCACAGGCAGUUUUAUCUGGGAUUAAUAAUAAUAAUGAUGAUAAUAAUAAUAAUAAUAAUAAUAAUAAUAAUAACAUGUUUAAACAGGAUGACCAUUUCAGUUAUAAAAAACUGCUAUCAAUAUGGGUCCUGUAUAAAAAUAAAUGAAUAAAAAGAUAAAAACAUUAAUUAUAUAUGAAACUGGGAUACAUUACAUAAUAUAAUCAACGAAAAAAAGUAGCCUCCUAAUGAACAAAACUACAUACAGACAUUAAAAAGGGUAGCCCCCUUAUAAAAAAAGGCCCUCUUAGUCAACUUGAGAUUGACUGUAUCAAUAGAUAACCUAUCCUUAGACCUAGUGUCAUAGUCAUGAAUAUCAUAAGUUCGCCGUCGAAAAUAAUCUGAGAAAUAACUUGGAGAUUGUCCAUCAAGACAAUUCUUGACAAGUUUGACGAUAUGUUUCUCUCUUCUCGUCUUAAGAGGGUCCCAACCAAGACCAGAAGCCAUAUCUUGAGUGGACAAAUGCACCGUCUUUAGCACUAUCCUAGCAGCACGUCUCUGCAGGCGUUCCAAUUCUUCUUCAUUUCCUUUACCACAGCCAUGAAAAACAGCACAACAGCAUUCCAAAUUUGGUAGUAUGAUCGAUUUAUACAAUCGGUUCGAUGCUUCAGUUGUUAAUGAUGGUCUAAUUCUUGAAAACACCCCCAGUAUUUUAGAAACUUUCUUCUUCACAUAGUCAAUAUGCAAAUUAAAGGAAAGACUGUUGUCCAAAACUACGCCUAGGUACAUAAAGGCAUCACAGUGUUUCACAGAUUCUCCUUCCAACGUUAUCAACGUUAUAUGAGCCCCAUCGAUGUCUUGGCGACAUAGUUUCUGGUGGGUGCCAAAAACCAUGAACUCAGUCUUCUUUAAAUUGAGAAUCAGUUUAUUUGUAGACAGCCAUUCAGACAGAUUAAUCAGUUCCAAAUUUAACUGUAACUCAAUUUCCGAUAUUAGUGGAGCCGAGAAAAAGAUAACUGUGUCAUCAGCAUACAUCAUAACUUUACAGACUUAAAGUAAGGUUGCUUUAAAGCUACUUCAAAACUCAAGAUAGUUAUUGUUUACAUUGUUUGUGCAGCUGCAGGCUCAGUGGGCCUCCCUCCCCCCCCCCCCCAUGGUUGGUAAAAACAUUAGGAUGCUGGUCAUCUGAUUGUUAUGAGAGAUACAUCCAACGCUCACAGUCAAUUUUAUCUGGUGUUGCUUGGAAGCCAUUUCAAAACACAAGUUAGUUAUUGUUUCAAUGUUUACAUUGUUUGGUGCAGCAACAGCUGCAGCUUCAGCGAGCCUCCCCCCAUGUUUGGUUAAAACAUUAGGAGGGUGGUCAUCUGAUUGUUAUGAUAGAUACAUCCCAUGCCCACAGUCAACUGAGUCAAUAUUAUCUGGGAUUUCUUUGAAUCCACUUCAAAACGCAAGUUAGUUAUUGUUUACAUUGUUUGCAUGGAGUGGUUUUGAUAAAGCCAACUUAUUUACUGGUGUGUAAUUGUGCAAGAUUAUUAUUUCAUACUAAAUUUUUACUAUUUAGUGCUUUACACAGUAUCUGAUAUUAUCAUGAGCUUCUGUAGAUUGUGGUCUUAGCCAAGACCACUCUAUGCAUGUUUAUGAAAGCAUAUCAUAAUAUUGGCUUUAGCAUAUAUAAUAUUUGUUCUGUUCGUCUAUGGGGAAUACACUUUGUGUAUUUUGGGGGAUUAAGUGCCGUCUGGUUCUCAGAAGCACGCACUUUGGGAAACGAGGUAAUUUAAAAUUGCUUGACUCGAUAGUCACAAUGAAGACUCUAGUUGGAAGAAAAUAUUAUUCUUCCCGCCGCCGUUUUGCGAAAGCGCGAGGCGCAAUUCGGACAUAUUCAGUUUCUUCCAAAGCUGUCGUGACUAAGCUGUAAUGCCGUCACAAGUAAAAUAAAUUAAGUUUAUAUCGCCAAAAAAAAGGACAACGCUGACCAAAGUGAAAUUAUUCCUUUCCACCAAUCCAUUAUUUUCGCUCGCUGCGAAUUAAGCCGCGAAAACAAAAAUGAAAAACAAAGCCGGAUCGAAAACAUAAAUGAAAUCACCAAAAAACAGUCUUGAGAGAGUCGUAGGGAUUUUAUUAGAUAAGCUUCGAAAAUUGUACAUGAAUGGAACGGUCAUCUAGAAAUUUUCAGCCUUCCUCAAGCUAUAGAACAUUCUAGGCAAUUUGCGCCUCUCCGAACAGAUAUUUCAGAGAAAACAGUCUUUGGGUGCUCCUAAAUAAAUACAAGCUCGCUGUUCCAAAACCCCACACCGAAUUUUAUAAAGAAGCCAUUCUCGUAGCGGAAAUGUAAAGUGGAACAGCUUGACUUUAGGUGCGGCAAUUGACAUCCCUCUACGUUUUUAAAGGAAAAUUAGAAAAUCUUAAUUUAGACAUAUGUAAUAUUUUCACAUGGCCUCUUUGUAAAGCACGCUUUUUAUUAUUAUUACUUUAGAACCUGAACGAAAUACUAUGUAUAAGUAACGUUACCUUACCUCUGUGAUGUGCGUAAAUGGUUUUAGUCAAUAGACGUCCUCUAACUAUCAAUAAUGUGUGUUAAAACAAUGUAUCUAGUAAUAAAGAAGUAGUCGAAGAGCCAUGCAUAUUUUACCACCACAAAGUUUUAUAGAAAACGUAUUGUUAUCUGAUGUACACCUAUGACAGUCUAUAUUUGUAAGCUCUGCCUUAAGAACACUGGGUUACACUGCGCUCAUGGGUUCGCCAGCUAAAGUGCAGCCUAUGUUUGUCAGCUAUACCUUAAGAAUUGCUAGGUUACACUGUACUCACGGGUGCGCCACCUAAAGUACAGCCUAUGUUUGUUAUCUCUACCUAAAGAAUCACUGCGUUACACUGCACUCAUGGGUGCGCCACCUAAAGUGCAGCCUAUGUUUGUUAGCUCUACCUGAAGAAUCACUGGGUUACACUACACUCAUGGGUGUGCCACCUUAACUACAGCCUAUGUUUGUUAGCUCUACCUAAAGAAUCACGAGGUUACACUGUACUCACGGGGCCUAAAGCUCGCGUUUGGCUCGCCCUCUCUUCAAAGGAAAAAGCUACAGUCCGUUUCGACAAAAAUCAAGCUUUGUUUUCCCUAAAUGUUACACCAUAUUUUGCCCCAAAAGGUGUUAAAAUUUUCUCCAUAAUAGAAGAGUUUUUUGCUAGGGUUAAACAAGGUUGGCUUUCAUGAGUUUCAAUACAAAGGUGCAAAACUGUCCAAGAAAUUAUCAACAUAAUUACAUAGCACACAAACAUUGUCAUCCAACUCCUCGCAUGUAGCUGGAAUAAGCCAAGUAAUGAAGCAUAUAGCGAAAAAUCGUCCUAAAAUGGUCUCGAUAACUAAAUUAUACUUAAUUUUGCGAAAGAAACUUUUGUUUGUAUCCGUGUUAACCAUCGAAAAAGCGAGGAGUUAUCCCAUAACAUUAGGUAUAACAGAGGUAAUACUCACGGGUUUCACGAGUUCUAUGCACUAUUUUUCGCCAGGAAACAAAGUUCAAUUCUUACCUUACAGUUGUGGAUUCUUUUACCUUGCAUUCGACAACAAAUUGAAGACGAACAAAGCGAUGAAAUCCGGCACUCUUCUCUUAUAAAUAGCAAGCCGCACGAAGUAAAAUCCACCGAUAUGCACUGCGUUCUCACUACAAAUAUAAAUAGAUGUCGUGGAGAAAAAACGACCAGGAGGAAAGAAUACCAGAUCUUCGCCUCUGGAAUGUAUUCCAGCCACCCAAGCUAGCGUAUCCAGAAGGUGGACUCGAAGUUGGACAAACCUUGCGAUUUUUUUAGAAGCCCUUUGCAUGCAAACUAAUUUAUUCUGGCGCGAAAUGAAGAUUAAAGGGACUGGUUCACGAUGCGCAUGUGUGAGUUCUGACACUAGCUGAUUGUUUUUAAACCAAUCGGAAGCGAGUUAGAUUCACGCAAGGAAAUUUACAAAAUUCAGAUUAAUUGCUCGUGACGCGAGAGUAUUUCCGGGUAUUUGGUUUGAUUUUAGAUAUCCUUAUAAUUCAAGUUUAUUCUUUGCUACUCCUCAGAUAUAUGUUGCAGCCGAUAAGAAUAAGAUUUACAGCCCUGUCCUGCUUUGAAACAAACAUUUACCAACGUGUAUUUUUACGAGGUCGUACCCACGCUAACAAAACAGUCACCGAUCGGCAAACAAAAUUUGUAAACAAACAUUUUAUUACGGUUCUCUCAAUUCGCCUUAUAUAAACCCAGAAAUACCUACAAAUAGCUCCUGACCGGUGACAAAAACACACAACGUAUGCGUAUAAAGACUAUCCUUCGUUUUGAGCAUAAAUUUCAAUUGCUUAUCAGCAAAUGAACAAAUUUAUUCGCGUUGCAUCGGAUCAGUGUUCCGACAAACCAGGAACAGUUGUGUAAUUAUUAGAAUAUUCAGGCAAUAAUUUAUUUUAAAAACAUCAAUUCUUAAACAUAUACGAUCGUAAAGCAAGGUCAUCGUUUUCAAUUUGAUGCGUUUUCGACCAAGGAACAUUUCAAGUGUACCAGAUCGGUGAAGAUCGCGCGGCCUUUUGCGGUAUAACUACAGGUCGGAGUCACAAAUCAAAUCAAAGUUGAACGAACUCAUGCCUUUAACCACUUUCCAAGUGUCGUGUAUUCUUUUCGUAAGCCACACACUGCUCCUAGAACCAUACCAGAUCGAUCGGCUAAGCUUCUCUGUCUCCAAAGACUCUUGAGAACGUCCUGUUGCCGGACGGCCACGAUGCUCUUCUGAACCUCCAUGAUCAAAACAUUAUUUUUUGCGUCUUCUUAAAACUUAACCGGUGAAACAACACAACCACUCGUUAUUCACCACUACCGAAGUAUAACUAGGCCAGACAAAGCGACGGAUGUCGGAACAGAACGAAGGAUUUUCAAUGAUUGUACCAGUAAUGGCGAUUUCGAAUUUAGUGUUGACCCGACAAAUUUAUUCUGAAGAGUCAAAGGCGCGCAUGCGCAUAACCGUGCUCUAUUGCCUUUAACAAAAUGUUUACUGAAACCUAAUACACGACAUAUUAAAUGGGAUCAAGUCGGAUUAGCUGCCUGCGAAGAAAACAUCUCUGCGUGGGAUUGUACUUCCAGUAAAAGCCAUUUGUGUCCCCUCAUGUUGCGACUGGAGAGCUUAAUCCCCUACCCCUUUACCCCACAAAGUGUGUUCAUAUUCUUGUCUUCACUAAGGGGUUGAUAGCAUUAAAUUUAGUUUUAGAUGUCGAAAAGGUUAAAAAGGGUGGCCUUGCAAGAACUCAUAAAAAAUCAUUGGAAGUUAUCAAUAGCGCCUCUGAAAACUUAGAUCUGAUCGACGCCUGGAGAGUUUUAAAUCCUGACUCUUCCAGAUUUACAUGGAGACAAAAGAAGGCUGACAUCCAAUUUAGACUUGAUUUCUUUCUAAUUAAUCAAUGCACUUUCUGUAAUAUUAUUAACGCAGAGAUAUUAGCAGGCUACAAAACAGAUCAUUCUAUGAUCACCUUACAAAUUUCUUUACACUCUAACACUAGAGGCCGAGGUUUUUGGAAACUAAACACCUCCUUCUUAUCUGAAACAGAAUAUGUCAACCAGAUUAAGUCAACCAUAGCACAGACUAUUGAUGAAUAUUCUCAAGAUAACACUGUUGACUAUGGCCUUUUAUGGGAGAUGGUUUAAAUGAAAGUGAGAGAAGUAUAUAUUAAAUAUGGAACAACUAGCAAGAGAAAUCUAAGAAAAGAGCAAGAGGAAAUUGAGAUAUCAAUAACAACCUUAGAAGAACAGCUUACCCACUCUGAUGUCAAUGACAAACAAAAGAAACAAAUAUGGUGCGAUAUUGAAGGGGAAAAACGUGAGCUAGAGACAAUAAUUGAAUACCAGACCAAAUGAGCGAUUUUACGAUCGAAGUCUCGGUGGUACAAUGAAGGCGAAAAAAACACUAAGUAUUUCCUCAACCUCGAGAAGAGACACCAUAAACAAGCAACAUUAACACAGUUUAAGGUUAGUGAAGAUGAUUUUAUUUCUACAGACAAAGAGAUCUUACUUGAGUGUGAAAAUUUUAUUAAAAAUCUUCAUACCUGUAAAGUAGAUACCAAUAAGAAUACAGAUGCUUUCCUCCCGCCCCUAGAAGAACAGCAACGAUUGAGCCAAGAAGAACAAUCCCUUUGCGAAGGACCUCUAAGCAAAAAGGAAUGUCUAGAAGCAUUAAAAAGCAUGGCCUCUGAAAAAAAACCAGGUGGCCUCCCUUGCAAAUUCUACAAGGUUUUCUGGAAUGAUUUAGCCGGAAUACAACUAAAUGCGCUCAAUUUUUCUUUCGAGACUGGACAACUUUCAAUAUCACAAAGACGUGGCAUUGUCAAGCUUAUUCCAAAGAAAGAUGCCGAGCUCAUUCUCAUUAAGAAUUGGUGACCAUUAACGCUGUUUAAUUGUGAUUACAAGAUUGCAUCAAAAGCCAUUUCAAGUCCUAUUAAAACUUUUCUUCCAAUUAAAGCUCAUUUCAAAUGAUCAAACUGGCUUUCUUAAAGGCAGGUGUAUCAGUGAGAAUAUUUGUUUGUUGGACAGUGUCAUCAAAUCUACAGAAGCAAAUAUACAGAAACAUCCCGGGCCUUCUUCUUUUUAUUGAUUUUGAGAAAGCUUUUGAUACACUACAGUGGUUUUUUAUCAGUAAAACUCUCCAGCACUUCGGUUUUGGGCCCUCACUGUUAAAUUGGAUUGAACUUUUUUGCUGCAAUAUUGAAAGCUGUAUCCUAAAUGAUGGAUGGGCAUGUAACGUUUUUAAACUUAGUCGAGGAGUUAGGCCAGGCUGUCCUUUGUCGCCAUAUCUAUUUAUUCUAUUUGCAGAAAUACUUGCUGACGCCAUUCGGAAAAAAACAAACAGAGGAUUAAAGGCAUAGAAAUAAACGGCACUGAUUUCAAGUUGUCAAUAUGCCGAUGACAAUCCUGGACGGCUCCGAAGAAUCCUUUUUAAGAAUCUGUAAUUUUAAUAGAAACCUUUGGUAACAUAUCUUUCCUCAGACUCAAUCUUAAAAAGAACGAAGAUCUGUGGAUAGGCUCUAAAAAAGAUUGCGACCUUAAACUUCUUCCAGAAAAAGACUUCAAAUGGCCAAAGAAAAAGUCAAGGCGCUUGGGGUUUGGCUCUCAACGGACCCAAAUAUAAUAAUAUUCUUAAAUUACAACGAAAAAAUUGAAAAAAAUUAGAUCAAUCCUAGAAUGCUGGAAAUUUCGCGGACUCACAUUUUUAGGGAAAAUAGCAGUUUUGAAGAGCCUGGUGGCAUCUCAGUUGUUCUACAUAUUCUCACCUCUGCAAACUAACCACGAAGCGAUCAAAGAAAUCAACACAAUUUUCUAUAAGUUUCUAUGGAAUGAUAAAGGAGACAAAAUCAAACAAAAGAUAAUGAUUAAUAACUAUUCAGAAGGAGGACUAAAAAUGAUCGACAUUGCUUCUUUUAACAAAUCCCUUAAAACCACAUGGAUCCAGAAAUAUCUGGAGCCUGAAAGUCGCAGUAAAUGGAAGCGACUCUGAACUUGAAAGAAAUGGAGGCGAAGCGAUAUUAAAAGGAAAUCUCAACAAAAAAGAUGUUAACAACUUAAAAAUAUCAGACUCCUUUGUGAAAGAAAUAAUUGUAAUUUGGUCAGAAGUUUUUUUUUUUUUUUCCAGGAAACGAUAGUAUCUGAAGACCAUCUUUUGCCGUCACCUUUGUGGCAAAGCUCUCUGAUAAGAAUUCCGAAUAAGCCUGGCUUCUUAAGGGUAUUAUGCAAGUUAAACAUUUAGUGGAUGAAUCCUCCAAUUUCUUUUCCCUUGCUGCUUUUCAGAUUAAAUAUAACGUGCAAGUUCGACCUCUAACCUUCUUUGGAUUAAUCUAAGCAGUUAAACGUCUACGAAGACAAAACACCAAAACCCAAUCUAAGUAUGAAAAUCGCUUUUCAAAAUUUCUUAUGCGUCAAAAGCCAUCUAAAUUUAUUUACCAAGAAAUUGUGUCAAAAAGCUGUGAAAGGCCAUUUUCCUGUCAAGAAAAGUGGCGCAAAGACAUCAAUCUUCUGCCAAAGGAAAUUAUUAAUUGGAAAUUCGCUUAUCAGACAUCCUUUCAAUGCACAAAGAGCAGUAAACUUAUCACUUUCUACUUCAAACUGUUACAUCGCAGGUUACCAACUAACUGUUUCUUAAAAAAAAGUUGGACUUAAGGAUGAUGACAAGUGCACUUUUUGUAAUAAGAAAACAGAAAACUUCAUGCACCUAUUUUGGAGAUGCGAAAAAAAACAAAAUUUUGGGGUAGUCUUUUUAAGUGGAUGCAGUCUUCCAAACUUUCGAUGGGUGAACACAAUUACUUACACAUAAAUACGGCUUUGGGUCUGAGGCCAGAUAGAUCUAAACACAAACUCCAAAUCAAUUUUUGUUGCUUAAUUGCCAAGCACUAUAUCUGGCUUUGUCGCUUAAAAGAACAUCCCCCUAAUUUAAACAACUUUUUGCUUUAUUUGAAACACAUUUAUCAAAUAGAAAACAAUGCCUCUACUGUCAGAAAUAAAUGGGAACCCUUCUUGCCUAUGAUAAGCCUUUUGACCUGAGCUGAGUCUCCAAAACUCAAUUAAAUAUAAAUAUCUUCUCUACAUCUUUUUUUUGUUUUGACUGUGCCCUUUUACCCAAGGAAAAAAACAAAGGAAACGAAAGAGCAGGGAGAGAAAAAGGAAAAACGGACAAGAUGCAUUAACUUUGCUUUUAGCCUGCUGCUCCCCUCUCAAUUGAUGCUUUGUUUGCUUUUGGGUGUGUGUGUUUUUAUUUUUUUUAUUUUGUCACUUUUUACUUGUAUUUAAUUUGUUUUUGUUGUUGUUAAAAUAAAUAAAAUUUAAAAAACAAAACAAAACAAAACAAAAGAAAAAAGAAAAAAAGAUAUCUCACUACUAUAUAGUUUAUCACAAAAGUCUGUCAAGGCCUCCACUUGCUCAAAGCAGAAUAAUCGCGCUGACAUUUUGAAACUGCGAGUCUAUCGCAGCAAUGCGGCCACACGAUUGCAACUGUUGUGAAGACUUCGUCCAGUUGAGGCAUAGUCAAGUCGUCAAAGAACUCUUUUUGUCUCGGUUUGUCCGUUUUUCCAUCGGCCGUUUUUAUACUAAGGACGCAUUAUCCGCCUGGACGAACUUGGGCAAACAUUUCUGUAGUUUGUCUGUUCAUGCCUCUUUAGCAUAAAGACGGGCAAAAGACACAUUUUGCUUCCACAGGAAACACCUUUCGUAGUGCGUCUUUCGAUUCAAGAAGUAUUUCAAAGGAAAGUUCCUCCAGACGCAUAAUGCGUCUUGUGCCCAUCCGGAUUUUAGACGUAUAAGCAGACGAACAAUAAAAUGUUUUCCCAAGUUGGUAAAGACAGAUAAUGCGUCCUCUAGUAUUAAAACGGCCAAUCGUUAGUUAUCACAUUCCCUUGCUAUGAGAUUCGCUUUUGAGACUCCUCAAUGGCACUUAUCGUGACAUGUCGCCUCGUUGGUAUUAUCCGAUUAAUCCGCCUUUAUUGUCGCACCAUUCAAAAAAAAUAUCGUGUCUCGUCUGCUUUAUUUGUUGCUAUUUUCCAGGGGCUACUAGAAAUCUAAUGUAUAUAGGAAGCACUAUCAAGGUUUAGCAUGCUUAAAUUGAGAUACAUACAGUCACUUAAUGAGUUUACGACCACCAUGGAUGAAUUAGGAAAAACUGUUACUUACUGUUAAUGUUAAAAUGGAAAUAGAGUGGAUUCCACGAAAAUAUCAGCAACAGAAACUCAAGGGACGAACUUUCAUUAUAAAGGUAAUUUACUUUAGUAUGCGAACUUCAUGAUGCGGUGGAACGACUUUACUUCUUUGCAGCGAAUCGAUUUCAUUUAUAUUAUGCAGCGAAUUUUAGCGAAACGACUGUACACCACUUAGAAAUCCAGCAGCUAGUGUCGAUUUCUUCUUCUUUUUCUUAUUACUUUCGCAACUGCAAAAGUUGCGUCUAUAACUGCGAUGAUAUACUUUCAUAUAAUUCUUCACGCCGCACUUCACAUAUAUGAAUUUCAUAUAUUCAUAACUGCAUCAUCAUCCUUUCACGGGUAUAUAACGAACCAAUUCAACGAUCUGCUUCCUGUUGGCUUGUUGACUCACCUUGUAGUAAGAGCGCUGCACUGGUAUCGCAGGGGUAAAGGGUCCGAAUCCCGUACAAUCCUGAAUUGUUUUUUCGAGCUUUUUUUUUUUCGGAACUGCAAAAGUUGCGUCUAUAACUGCGAUGAUUUACUUUCACAUAAUUCUUCACCCCGCAGUUCACAUAUAUGAUCUAUUCAGAACUUCAAAAGUGAGCUAUCUUCGCACUAUGUGUAAUUAGGAUCCCUACAUGAAAAUCUAUUCUCGCAGUCUAUCCGCUAAUACGCACUCCAGAAUUUAUCGCUUGAUAUAAUUUUGAAAAAAGUUAUUAAUAACGCUGGUCGCACUACAUUUAUUUAGAACCAUUGACAUCGUGUUUUGGUCUAUAAAGUUACCGCUUAGUUGAGCGGGAAAAAAUUUGUUCUCCCAACAGGAGUCGACCUUCUGGUGACUUUUCCAGAUGCUCUACCACAUUAGAGACUCGCAGCGUUAAAAACAUUAGACUGGGUUCAUAUAGGAGCCUGGUUUAUUUGAAAAGGUUCUUUCAGGCCAGAGGUCCACCUCUUAAUUUACGUUUUGGAAGGAGGGAAAGGGGACACGGGGUUCAAACCUCCCGCCUACCGUACCGUGCAUAGCUUUGCAUAUUCGGCUUUCUCCCCUUUUUUCUUAACUUCUUCCCGCUAGCCUUCCUUCGAUGGCGAAAUAUUAAGCAUUGUUGAGUAACUUUCAACUAUUUUUUUUGCCUCUCUUUCUUUGAAUUUCUCGAGACAUUCUGCAGCGAUGUAUCGUCAAGCAUGCCCCCCUCAUUUCAAAGAAGGUUAAAGGCCGAUUAUGUCCUUGGUUGACUCCGGACGUCAAAAAAGAGAUUAAUGUAAGGGAUGGUUUGUUCAGGAAAGCCCGCAGGAAGAAUCAAGAAAACGAUUGGUCUUCUUAUAAACGGCAACGCAACCGAGUCUCUAGGCUUGUUAAAAAAUGUAAAAGCAGAUAUAAUGGAGAUCUCCUUAAAGAUUGUGCUGACUCUCCUGUUAAAUUUUGGUCAGCCAUAAAAAGCUCUAUGCUACCAAGUUACCUUCUGAACAAGGUUCUGCGUUUAUGAGAAAUGGAUCAAAGUCAACUGAAAAAAGCUUCAUUGCAAACAGCUUUAAUUUGUAAAUGUUUUAGCACCAUUGGUAGAAAUCUGAAAAGCAAAUCAAUCGUUUUUCUUGACUUUAUUUGGAGCAAACCUCCGAAGAAAAUCUUCCCAAUCAAGUUACGGAAAGUCAGUUCACUUUUAAAGCUGUGAAAGAAUCAGAAAUUCUUAAAGAGCUGAAAAAUCUUAAGCGGAAAAAGGUGUGUGGGCUGGAUAAUUUCCCCCCGCGAUUGCUCAAAGACGCUGCUCCUGUUUUGACUAUUAGCCUUUUGCAUUUAUUAUCAAUUUAUCUCUUGAAACUGGAGUUGUGCCUAGUGAGUGGAAAGUGGAAAAGGUGAUUCCCCUCUUCAAAUCUGGCUCUCUGGCAGAGAUAGACGAUUACAGACCUAUCUCAAUUCUCCCUUCUUUGUAAAAAAUGUUGGAGAAAAUAGUAUGCAAGCAGCUAAUGACCCACCUGGAGCGUCUUAGUCUACUUUUUGAGUACUAGUUUGGUUUCCGUCCGAAUCGCUCAACGGAACAAGCUGUUACUUAUUUCACAGAUCUCAUCAGAAAGGAGGCCGACAGUCUUAAGGCAACAGGAACAGUUUUCAUUGGCUUCUCAAAGGGGUUUGAUACCAUCGGUCAUUCCGUUUUAUUAAGAAAACGGUCCCGUUAUGGCGUAUAUGAUAUGGAAGUACAAUCGUUUACUCAUAAUUUAUUCCUUCGCAAGCAGAUCGCUCAAUUUAGUGGUGUGCUUUCUGAACCAAAUCCUGUUUACACAGAAGUUCCUCAAGGAAUUAUCCUGGGGCCUCUCCUUUUUCUCAUCUUCUUUAAUGAUGUGCAUAGUCCCCUUCGUCAUCGUAAGAUUAUCACCUAUGCUGAUGAUACUGUAAUUUUCUCGUCCUCGAAUAAUUUCGAUGUGAUACAAGGCCAUCUUUCUCAGGACUUGGGUUAUCUCUCUAAAUGGUUUCGUGAUAAUGAACUUUUUUUUUAAUCUAAAGAAGGGAAAGACUGAGGUGAUGCAUUUUGGCACCAGGAAACGGUCGAAUCUAUUGCAUGACCGUCAAGUAAACCUCUCGGUCAAUGUUUCUCCUGUUAACGCCUCUACAUGUUAUAAGUACCUUGGCGUCCAUCUGGACCGGACGCUUAAUCUUAAUACACAUUUUCACAAAAUUUACAAGAAGGCAGCAGGAAGAGUGAACCUGUUACGGCGCAUCCCUUCCAGCAUUGAUACUUUUAUUGCCCAACAAAUUCACCAAUUGGCGAUUAUAUCAAAUUUACGUAUUGCGGCUAUAAUAACCCCAGAUGGUCUGAGUCCCGCAAACGCAUGAUCAGCUCCAUUUAGAAACGAAGCCUCGAAGUCAUUACCCCGAAAUGCAGUCCAAAGAACUGCGAUCUUCGAUUUUUAACAAUUGACAACUCUUUGCAAAAGAAAACGUGCUGCUUUGUUUUGACUGGCACAAUGGAACUACAUUACUUUCAACGAUUUCACCAUAAUUCUUUGUACACUAGAAACAAUGGGAAAGCAGCAAAACUACCGAGGUGAAACUGGAUUUUGCGCGCCGUAGUUUUUAUUUCUUAGGUGCCUCGCUUUUUAAUUCACUGCCAUUAAAGGGACACAGUCAGCUUAUGCACAUGCGCAUUAGAUACCAUUUCUUAGCUGAUUUGCAUGUCACAAGACACUCGCGUGAAACAGAAAGAGAGAAGCGUAUCCGGAAUACUCAAAACAAACCUUGUAGAGUUGAACUAGUUACAAGCCCAAAUCGUGAUUAUAGACCCUAAGCCACAUCAGAGCACACAUUUUUUAAUAUACCAUUAAAAAUUCACUGAUGGAUUUGUCCAGGAAAAGCCAAACAUCGAUGAAUACUCCUGAAUUCGAUCAUCAGUAGAGGUGAGAAAUGACACGGAGUCGGCAUGAAUCAUUGUGGAAGGUUCAAGGUCGAGAAAGUUUGAUUUUCCAAGCAUGUGAAACCUUUUCCAUCGAUUUUUCAAAUACAUAUAACGAUUAUUUUCUCGCCAAGGUUAUUGAUUCAUUUCUUUUGUUAUUUUGGUAAACGAAAGCGAUUUGUCCCGCCCGGCGCCUACGCGUUUCUCACCACUUCUGUUCAUGUUCCUUUGGAUACUGUUUUUAACCAAAUAAGAGAGUUUUCUGUAAAAGAUCGAGAAUCGAAUGAAACACUAGGCAAGAUUGAGGCGGAUUUCUAGAUGAAGCCAACGCUUUCAUUUGAUUUCGGGUUGAAGUAAACUCUUUUCAAACUAACAAAAGUAGUGUCCAGGUCAGCGCGGUCCCAUAGCUGACUGUGUCCCUUUAAGUUUAGGAAACAUUAAUUCUAAAGUUUUAUUUAGGAAAACCUUGGGCGAUUUUUACUUUUAACUUAUAUUGUAGUUUUUAAACGUUUUUUUUUACUUAGUGCAUGUUUGCUUUCUAUAUAUUUUGUUUGUUCUUUAGUACUUCUUAUUACCUGUAAUUUUUUCAUUGUACUUUUUAACCGUUUUUAACUUAGUGCAUGAUUUCUUUUAUGUAUUUUUGUUUAUUCUUAGAAUUAAAAACCCGGCUCCUAAAACAUGUCAGUCUCUCGCACUGAUUGGUAAUUUAAUGCCCCUUCUUACUUGAAAAGUAAAAUCUCACCUCAAAAAGAAAUUCUUGAAUAUCGUGAGCUUCCCUUUGAUAGAAACGUCUGUCUUAACAAAAGUGAAGCUUUCCUCAUUAGUCUGGAAAAUAAGGCAUUUUAAGGGACAAUUUUUAGUGUUGGCGUCACCGAUUGCAAAGUCAUUUCCCCAGUUCACCCCAUUUAUCGUUGGAACUUGCAUGCAAACAGCAUAAACAAACUGCAUAGCGGUGCGAAAACACAUCAAAGUGUACAACAACCCCCCGCCUGGAAUUUGACCAGUCUACCCCAACCCAAUGCGUACCAGAUGAUAGCCCUAUGUCUGUCCAACAACAUGACACCCAGCUAGUCACAAACCCCCUCAAUUUGAGGGAGACACUGAGCUUUGAAAGACAGGGGUAAGCCCUGGUACAAAAACUCAGAAAAUCCGCACCCUAGCACAAAGCAUAGUCUUUAGAACAAACCCACCCCACUGAAAUUUAACCAGGUUACCCCAAAGGCAUACCAGAUGAUAGCCCUUUGUCUGUGCAACAACAUGACACCAAGCCAGACACAAACUCUUCUCAAUUUGAGGGAGACACUGAGCUAUCUAUAAAUAUAGUUUUUUUUUUUCAGUUUUUAGUUAUCCACACCCCGUUGAUAACAGUACUUGGCACUGAACGGUCAUCCUUUGUAAAUAUUCGAUUAUUAUUAUUAUUAUUAUUAUUAUUAUUAUUAUUAUUCUCUCCCGCCUUCUGCACUCCUUCUGCCCCUUUUCUCCCGUUUUCCAACUGUAAUUUACAAGGCAAAAAUACCGGAAUCAAAAAUCCAAGUAAAUCACUUAAGAGCCCAUGACUGUAAAUAUCGAGAAUCGCUGGCCAGGCUAAAAAAAUCGAAAAUUCUGAUAAUUUGUCAGAAAAACCCCUUUGGGGAACUAUCUUCGAAAAAAAUAUUUUCAACUUUCAAGAACCUAUAGUUUUCGACAAAAUGAGGAAAAACGAAAAUAGCGGUUUUUACCUAGUUAAUUAUGCAAAAAUUAGAGUAAAAAUGACCUACUUUAUCGCGUCUGUACCGAGGCAAGAUUCAAAGCUAUAAAUCAGAAAUAUUAAUAUUUAAGAGCAUUCUAUGUUUUCUUUCUAUCCAUGGUAUGUUUUAAACCAUAAACUUGAUUUUGAAUUUUUAACGGUUUUUUGAAAACUACCACUAAGCGCACUUUUUAAAAUGGCUAAAAAAUGAGCAACUUCAGAGGCAAAAACCUAGCCUUGGCAUCUGUGAUACCUAGCCAAAAUGUAUACUAGGACAAAGUUCAGCUCUUAUAUUAACAGAAUAUGAAAUAAAAAAUCUGGGUACUCCGGAUUCGCCUUUACAAAAUAAAAAGUUUCGUGACCACCAGUGGAAAAAUGUCACAAAUUUGCAUAAGUCAAAUUUGUAGAGAAAUGAUGCCGCUUGAUUUUUCUUUGUAGUUUCGGUACGUGGUAUAUUCGAAACGUAGGAGAAAGGAUGAAAGCGCCUUUAAAUGAAGCUAAAAUUAAGUCAAGGAUCUGAAAAAUUGAUAUCCCUGAUAACAAAUUACUGUGAAUGUUGGUGACACAAUGUGAUAAAUUUGCAUAUAAAUGCAUCUGCAUAUUUCCUAUCGUACACAAGGACGGGUUUCAAUACUGUUAGCAUCACGCAAUAUUUGGGGCUUGAAAUAGCAUAACCAGGAGAAUAGCUAAUGUUAAAUGUUUUGUAAUUCGUAUCUUAGCUCUUCUUAAUUGUACAUUGCAAAAUGAAGGUUGCUCAGCAAUUGUUGUUGGGUGUUGGAGUACUGUAUUCCGCAAUUGCGUGACCGUUGUCAAACUCAUCACCGUCAGACUUUAUUUUUACUGGUACGAUGAAAAAACUGUGAGCUUAUGAAGUGUGUAAAGAAAUAUUAUUCAUGUCAGAUGACUUUACUUUAUUCACCUGAAUGAAUUUCGCGGUCACGCAUCUUUCUUGGAGUGGGCACAUGCUUCUAUGGUACCGAUAGUUCAUUCGUCAAGGUAUUUUAGGAGAUGUGCCAUUAAUAACAUUGUACAUCAGACCCUAUGAGUUUUCAAUCAAUAAAAAUCCGAAAUAGUUAAUUUUCUCAGUAGUUUUUCAAAGUUAUAUUAUGGUGAAAUUGCGACGUCUCGCAUAUUAAAAAUAACGUAAGUAAAGACAAGAUUAAAGUAAUCAUUGCAGCCUUUUCGCUCCUCUCUUUUCUGAAAUUCUUCCACCUCCUCUUUCUGCCUCUUCACUGUUCGUGCGUUGAACACUUUCAAGUCCAGACACGAUUUCGAACACCCUAAGAUGGUCAAAGAUCGCCAAGUGGACCGACCCGUAAUUGUUGGAUUGAUUAAUUGAAAUCUUCGUUGAAAGGACCCUCAAGAAUCCUUGCAAUUGUCCUCUCAAUAGAAAAAGUAAAUUAGAUGGAGGGAGUACUGCCGACACUGGGGUCGUUUUGGUGUUUUUUAACAAUUAAUAUCCUUCAUGAACCCAUUUAGCUUUCCAUUUAUUCACCAAGGUUAUAAACUGAUCAGAAUCAACAAGGAUAGAUCUUUCCACUGGUACCUCAUUUAGCAAGUUUUCACCUAUCUUCAUUUAUCUUGAGAGAGUUACACUCACAAAAAAAGCAACAUUUGGGGUAAAAAAAAUUUACUUCCAGAUUUUCUAUUCACCUUCUAUUCUCUACUGAUUAAUUAAAUGUCCCUUUCCUGAAAAGUUUGCCAGCCAAAAUUCUUUGGAAAGCAAAGACAGUCAGAAGACGAUCAAGUGCCGGGGCAACAGAAGAAGAAAGGCAAAGGGAAAAAAGAGAGCGGGAGAGAAAGAUCGAUAUAGGUUCCUAAGAGAUGUCCAAAUUUUGGCUUCUGUGAAUGCGCCAAAAAAGCUUCUAAAUUAGUGUACGUCCAAUUGAGCAGUCUUGUGUUGCAAAUCUUUUUCAGCCAUUCGCAUAUCAAGCUAACAGGCUAGCCUGCAUAACAGGUGUACGUUUUUCAGGCGAGCGAAGGCAAUUAAGCCCGAAGCCGGAGCGAAUGCAAGCGCGAAGCGAGUGAGGAGAGCCAUUAAGGGGUAUGUCUGGGGCGGGAUGCCAAAAAGCAAUGGCAUGUGGACAGGCCGUUGUUUUUUCUGCGUCCUCCCCAUCGCGCUUGUCUGGCGCUUCUCACUCACUUCGUGAUUGCCUUCGCUCUCCUGCAAAAACGCGAAAAAAAUAACGCCUGUUAUGCAGGCUACUAACUGGUUGAAAGGCGGUCCAAAAGGGAGGAUUUGGUCAAAAGGCAGGGUUUUCUUCUACUAAAAUUGGCCGUCAAAAAAGAGUUAAAGCGGCUAUGCCAAGCUCAUUUUAAAAAGCUAAUAUGGUCUUCAUUUCGCAUCAAUUUAGUUCCAAAAAUUAUGGUCCAGUUUUGUCAUGUAAGACUAUAUUUAGGCACUGAAACUGUUUCCUGUCGCGUUCUGUUACUACUGAUGGCCAGGAUGGACAUGGACUGAAAAUUGGAAAAAUUGGGCCAUCUUUUCAAGUUUAAAUACAUCACCCAAAAAGAUAUUUUUGGCUAGUGCUCCCUGAUAAAAUGAUACUUACAAGUCUUCACUGAACAUUUUUUGACUGGGUAAGGGCAGUAAGUAAUGACUUUAGCACAGAAUUAACCUAAAACAGCAAACAUACUGAUUUGGGGUCUUCUUGACAAGAACUGUCACAGGGAGGCCAGAUCCCCCGCUUCACACAUUGACAAUCUGUAACCAGCUGUUGUCAUGUUUCGUUCCUACGGAUAUAUAAUAUUAGAUACCGUCCAAACUUAAGGACACUAUAAUUAGAGGGCGUGCUGCUAAGAGGGAAAUAUUUAAAUAUUGGAUUUUUUUUGGCCUGGUAUCACAAAUGGCUAGAUCUAAAAUUUUCAUGGUCAAAAUUCCAAACUAGGGAAAAAAUGUUUUUCCGUAAUUUUUUUGGUAACGGCACACGUUAUUCAGCAAUUAAAUAGCCCCCACCCCCUCGCAUAUGCCAUAGCUAAACACCAAUUUAAGAGCAGACUCCUUGUUCACAGUUUUAUCGCAAAACUCUUCUUUCCCUUUGUCUGAAGUUCUUUCCUUCUUUACUUUGGGAAACGGUUAGGCAUAAAUGAAACCGCCGAUACCACUUACUUACCUCGCUAUGUUAUUUAGCUCCUUGGUAGCUAUCAACUACCCUGCGAUCAGAGGCCCUUCGAUCUUCCCAGAUAAGUCGGGAAGAGGAAGAGAAGGGUAACUAUCAACUGAACAGUGAUUCGAUCGGACGUUCCGGUGUGAAGGCACGAGCUGGGACAUUGCGGGUACUGACGUUAAUACUCCUGAGCAAAAGGCAGGUAUUUCUUUGAACAAAACUCGGGUCUGCUGCAAACUGAAAAACGUAGUCAAGUUACGCUUUUACUCUGCGUCGCCUCACUGCCCGGUUAGUAAAUGGUACUUACGUCGAUAUAAGUUCGCUGCCGCAUACUGCGAUAGGCCAGGGGCGUCAAGGAUGACCUUUCUGAAUUCUCUUUUCACGAUGAUGCUACGUUUUGCAAACACUCGACAUUGGUGUGAAUUGGUUAAAGUAGCUCAAAAGUGGUGAACAAGGAGUCUUAUCUUCCAUGGACAAGUCCUAUACGCAUCGUCGUGAAAGGUGAUUUACUCUGUUGGAGUACAGUUGAACCUCCAUGUGCGACCACCUAUCCAAAACACCAAAACCCACCCAGUUAAGUCUUUCAGUUGGAAUCUCUCCUGUAAGCGCCCGCGACCACUAAUUGGGGCUGUUUUUAACCUCUUGUAAGCGACCACCUGACGAGUUUCUGAUCUCUUGUGGUAGGAACAACAACAACAUGGAACUGCACAUAUCGUAACUUGGAAAUUGCACGCAAUAAAUUAUCUUCCUUAAAGUAGAUGUGUCCAGUUUUCUUCUCAAAAAAACCUCCUGUGGUUCGAUUCUCGUAAGAGACCACCUCCUGUUAGCGACCACUAAGUCUCCGCAUUUUGGGUGGUCGCUUUCGGGAGGUUCGACUGCAGUCUCCUUUUCCAGUUCUUCGGCGGUGUCGGUUGGAACUUGUUUUGGUUCAUAAAAUUUCAUAAGGAGAAACAAAUCAGUGAAAGAAGGCAGAGCUGCUCGAGACGUCGUUGCGUGACGUUGUUGCUCCAACUGUUAGUUUAUGACUUCCUCUCACGCAGUGUAUCCCGUUCGCAAAUAAAAUUUCAAGGAAAAUGUACCUACCUAUUUUAGACAUACCGGAGGCGAAUUUACGAUAAUACAGAUGGAUGCUAAUACAAGGAAGUUAGGAAACGAAACGAGAGACAUGGGAUAUAGUUUACAUAAUAAUUCGGCGCUUUUAUAUAACGCUUCUUCGAGGUCGGUUUUUUAUCAUUAUUUUUUUGGGAACGGUUAAUUACUCUGAUAUUUUAACAUAAACUUUAUCAAAAAACGUUUUCUUACUUCGUGAUGUUUCCGAACAUUCCAUACUGACCCUGAAUUGAAACAAAACCGGCUGCCGCAACAUUUCUCUACAAAUUUGUGACAUUUUUCCACUGGUGGUCACGAAACUUUUUAUUUUGUAAGAGCGAAUCCCGAAUACCCAGAUUUUUUAUUUCAUAUUCUGUAAAUAUAAGAGCUGGACUUUGUCCUGGUAUAAAUUUUGGCUAGGUAUCACACAUACCAAGGUGAGUUUUUUGCCUCUGAAGCUGCUAAUUUUUUAUCCAUUUUAAAAAGUGCCAUUGAUGGUAGUUUUUAAAAACCAUAAAAAAUUCAAAAUCAAGUUUAUGGUUUAAAACAUACCAUGGAUAGAAAGAAAAGAUAGAAUGCUUUUAAACAAAAAUACUUCUGAUUUAUAGCUUUGAAUCUUGCUUCGGUAUAGAGGCGAUAAAGUAGGUCAUUUUUACUCUAAUUUUAGCAUAAUUAAUUAGGUAAAAACCGCUAUUUUCGUUUUUCCUCAUUUUGUCGAAAACUAUAGGUUCUUGAAAGUUGAAAAUAUUUUUUUCGAAGAUAGUUCCCCAAAGGGGUUUUUCUGACAAAUUAUCAGAAUUUCGAUUUGUUUAGCCUGGCCAGCGAUUCUCGAUAUUUACAGUCAUGGGCUCUUAAUACGGUGCGCGACAUAAAACGAACUCGACGUAACAUGAACAGAUUUAUUAAACCAGAGAUCAAUUUUUCUAGCACAGAGGUCACAACUUGAUACAGAAGAAUCGACGGGGUCGAUUGACGCGACAAAAGGUCUUUAAGUUUUGAAGGACGCAAAAUCGGUAGAAAGUCGUACAAAGUCGGUUCGAACUGAAAACGAUAACAUCGAACGGCAAACGUAUUUAGCUUAGAUUAUAGCGGAGCUCUGGCGCGCGAAACGCGCCUGCGGAGCACCAUGGGUAAGUAAAUCUACCCAUCCCAAAAAAUUUGGUAAUCACGUGACCGUACACCGCCCGCCCGUCCGUCCGCACCAACUAGCGUUUAAUCCUCACACUUUCUAGCCAGUAUGGGAGCACAGGAAGACGGAUAUUGCACAUCAAUAUUGUGAUCAAUAGACAGCUGUCAAAAAGGGGAUCCGCUGACCAGUAUCACCUGACCGUAUCGCGGGCUCAGGUGUCGACCCAUCGAGGUCGAAUAUCGUUUUGAAGUUAUACGCUGACAAGUUACUAGUUUUCAAAUGAUCGUAGGCUCAAGUUAAUUUUUUUUUAAUUCAUAUGAAAUAUGUUGUGUUUUGUAUGUGCCGCACAAUUAAAAUGUUGAUUUCCAACUGACCUCGGAAGCUAAAAUUCAGCCAGUUUUUACAGGCAGGGAAGACAUGCCACUUGCUUUUGAUUUUUCUCAGCAAGGUCACGCGUUGGUCACGAGCUACGUCCAAUUUUUAUGCUCUGAUUGGUCAAAAUUUCACAGGUGAGUUGAUGCGGAAAAUUUAUGCAGCAUCUUGAAACUUGUUUACUUUGCUGAAGCUGACAGUGUUUUGUGUCAACUUGUGAUGUUUUUAACUAUCUUUUUCCACUGAAUGUACAAAAUAAAAUUUAGCUGCUAUCAAGAGUCUUCUGUUAUUCAUGGCUAGUUUGUCUAUCGGGUUUUUGGUUGAGAAGUACGUCGCUUGUCAAAGUUGGAAAUCCGAUUUCGGAUGGCAUCGUUUUCGUUUUUCACCUUGCUUGAUGCGUAAGAGGUUUGAAAAGUCUGAAGCGAUUCUGACCUUACUUGAUAGUUUCAGUGCAUCUCGAAUGGUAAGCCUGAGUAAUUAUUGUAUUUGACGUUUGUUUUUAAUAUCUAAUUCAAUGAAGUCGAGCGUAGUUUAUGCGGCUAUUUAGUUUAUGCACGUUUUUAAUUGUAAGAUUUGAGACAAUGAUCUGACCGAGUAUCAGGUUUGAUUAUAAGCUUAUAGAACUUUAAAAAGCCUUUAGACAUUUUCCACUUAUGUCCAGAAAUGCAUGCAAUGGCGAAAAUGGCGAAACUGGCGAAAAAUCGCCAGCCGCUGGCGAUUUGAAUUGGAUGCCAAAAGUGGCCCCUUGGAGGCUGGCGAUUUUGGCGAAAAUGGCGAUUUUGGCGAAAAUGGCGAUUUUGGCAAAAAUCGCCAGAGGGCUGGCGAUAGUAGCGAUAAAUGUCCCAGACCCUUGGAGACUGGCAAUUUUGGCGAAAAUGGCGAUUGUAGCAAAAUUGGCAAUUUUGUCAAAAAUCGCCAGAAAUGCAUGCAAUGGAGAAAAUGGCAAAAAAACUGCCAGCCGCUGGCGAUUUGAAUUGGAUGCCAAAAGUGUCCCCUUGGAGGCUGGCGAUUUUGGCGAAAAUGGCGAUUUUGGCGAAAAUGGCGAUUUUGGCAAAAAUCGCCAGAGGGCUGGCGAUAUGUGGCAAAAUAUUCAAAUUGGAUGCCAAAAGUGGCCCCUUCAAAGUAGAUAACUAAAGAGGUCCUUAUAACUGUGAGGCAACAGUACUAAAAAAAGUUCAAAUUACUUGCCUAAUAAGAGGCCCCAAUAACUGUGAGGCAACAUUUAUCAAAUACAACUGAAUCAAAUAUAUGACAAAACAGCUUUACCUAACUGUCAAACAACAUUAUUUUAUCAAAUACAACUGAAUCAAAUACAUCUAAAAACAACAAAUGGAAGUCGUUUCAGUUAAGCUAAUAUGUAUUUGUGCCAUGUACUUCAAAGGUUAAGUAAACAUUUCCUUACUUUCGAUGUCCCUUGACUUACCAAAAGUGAUGUGAUGCGCUGAAAUAUCACACUAGCAUCAUUUGCUUUUGUAUGGUUCAUUCCUUUCAAAGACUUACAAGUCCACUAAUUACUCGAGGAGAGAACUACCAAGUCCUUGAAAUCAUAAUAAUUCCUUGCCAUGGACACUCUAACUUUUGAGGUUCGAUGUAGACCUUAACAAUUCUCACUGGUUACAAUUCUCUUCACAUUGGUUCCAUUAAAUUGUGAGGCAGCCGUAAAUCAAAAGCGAUUGCGAAACGCAUGGUUCCUGGCUAAAAGGAGCUAAAAGAUGCUUUCACGAUAACCAUUGUGUGCCCUUCAUUCUUUUUUGGUUCUCCACUAUACACAUUUUCUUCUUCCGUCGUUUUAAACUCUUCACUUUCUUCUCGCACUUACUUGUUUUGCUCUUUACAGAAACGGUCCCCUAAAAGUACCCAAAGCCGAAAUGUCCGCAGCUUGCAUGUGCCAUUUUGAAAUGUGUGAAUUCACUUAUUUCCGAUUUAUGUAAACCGACACGAAAUGUCACUUGUGCUUAAUACUUCACCGUAUUUAUUGAACAUAAACAUUGGAUCAAAGUAAUAACUUGUUUGUCUCUUUCAUAAAACAUAUCCCAUUCAAACUAAUUCUGUAUCUUUUCAUCAACUAGAUAUAUAAAAAGAGAGUGUACAUGUUUGUCUCGUUCUUAAAAAAAUGUGUCCCAUUAUUGCUUUAUGAGGUGGGGCCAGAAAUUUAGAAAAUGUAUUGUUUUUUGCGCUGAGACCACCAAACCAAUUCUUAGUACAAUAUGUGUUCCAUUAAAUUGCUAAUGUUAAUGCUCGUCGAAACACGUCACCCGGCCUUUUUACCUUCUAUUUUAACAAUUGCCUGACAGUCCCUGUGAACGACAUUAAUCGUUUUGCUUACAUAGAGUGACCACCAAAGUCGGCUGGGAAUGACAUUAAUCGUGUCUACUUACAUAAAGUAGUUAUCCAAAAUCGACUAUUUCAACAUGGCCGCCGCGUCUAUACAACAACUACUAAACCUUACACGUUCAUGUUCUGUGAAACUGCAAUGAACCAGCUCGUUUAUAUAUACUUGUACGAUUGAACGCCAUUAUAACAAACAGGAUGGAUAUACAAGGAAAUUCGGACCAUCUAAUUAUCUGAAUGCGUAGCCAAGAACCAACCUGGAUUCCUCAUAACAUAUAAUGUUGAACUGUCGCUAUUCAAACAAUGCCUACAAGCUUGGAAAAUUAAGGAUACCUAUCUUGGAUUUUUUGGUAAGAAAGUUGCCAUGAACAUUACGAAGAUUACCAUUUACUGAUAAUCGAAUACAACUCGUUGGCCAUUCGAUUUGAAUUGAGCAAGAAAUUAGUUAUAAGUGGUAAUUCCCGACCAAACACUCUUGUCUGGGACGAAUUUCAAAUCACAAGAGGUUAUCAAUUAAAGGUAAAAGCAUUAAAAACUGAUUAAUGACACUUAAGUUACAGUAGCGUUGUCAUUAUUAGUAUACAAUUAUACUAUUGGAAACAUUUUUAUAUUAAUAUAUGGUUAACUUUUUGCUAUGUCAUUUCAAUUUGUCUUGACAAAUUAGGCAUUUCAUCGAGUAAUUGCCAUUUCUGCCAAAACACGUUUUAAGAACGAGGCCAACAUGCACUCUAUGUUUUUUUUUAUUUGUGGUUGAUGAAAAGAUACAGAAUUAGUGCACGCCAUUUUCGCCGAAAUCGCCACUUUGCAAAGGGCCCCUUUCCCAUCUCAUUUGCAUUUUUUUAUAAUUUGGCGAUUUCGGCGAUUAAUCGCCAUUUCUGCCAUCUUCGCCAAAUACGCCAUUUUCGCCAAUAUCGCCACUUUCCAAAGGGCCCCUUUGCCAUCGUGUUUGAAUUUUUGUUUACAGUUUGGCGUUUUUGGCGAUUAAUCGCCAUUUCUGCCAUUUUCGCCAAAUACGCCAUUUUCGCCGAAAUCGCCACUUUCCAAAGGGCCCCUUUGCCAUCUCAUUUGAAUUUUUGUUUAUAGUUUGGCGAUUUUGGCGAUUAAGCGCCAUUUCUGCCAUUUUCGCCAAAUACGCCAUUUUCGCCGAAAUCGCCACUUUCCAAAGGGCCCCUUUGCCAUCUCAUUUGAAUUUUUGUUUAUAGUUUGGCAAUUUUGGCGAUUAAGUGCCAUUUCUGCCAUUUUCGCCAAAUACGCCAUUUUCGCCGAAAUCGCCACUUUGCAAAGGGCCCCUUUGCCAUCUCAUUUGAAUUUUUGUUUAUAGUUUGGCGAUUUUGGCGAUUAAGCGCCAUUUCUGCCAUUUUCGCCAAAUACGCCAUUUUCGCCGAAAUCGCCACUUUGCAAAGGGCCCCUUUGCCAUCUCAUUUGAAUUUUUGUUUAUAGUUUGGCAAUUUUGGCGAUUAAUUGCCAUUUCUGCCAUUUUCGCCAAAUACGCCAUUUUCGCCGAAAUCGCCACUUUGCAAAGGGCCCCUUUGCCAUCUCAUUUGAAUUUUUGUUUAUAGUUUGGCGAUUUUGGCGAUUAAGCGCCAUUUCUGCCAUUUUCGCCAAAUACGCCAUUUUCGCCGAAAUCGCCACUUUCCAAAGGGCCCCUUUGCCAUCUCAUUUGAAUUUUUGUUUAUAGUUUGGCAAUUUUGGCGAUUAAGCGCCAUUUCUGCCAUUUUCGCCAAAUACGCCAUUUUCGCCGAAAUCGCCACUUUGCAAAGGGCCCCUUUGCCAUCUCAUAUGAAUUUUUGUUUACAGUUUGGCGAUUUUGGCGAUUAAUUGCCAUUUCUGCCAUUUUCGCCAAUGCGUGCAUUUCUGGACAUAUCUCACAUUUUCUCACCGCAAAUAGAAAGAAAACGUUCCAAAGAAUAUUUGGUUAUAAUUCUGGCUGUAAAAGAAAGCUUCGAGCAAUUUUCUUGCCUCGAGUUCAUCUUUGAAAAAGGAAACACCGGGAAGCCGGCUUACAAAAUGAAAAACAUAAACAAGGAUUUUCAGAGACACUUUAAUACUUGUCUUCGUGAAUGAAAAUUGUUGUCUCUGUAUAUGUUUCAGCGAAUCAUUUUCCUUUUAUUGAUUGUUAGUAAUCUCUUGCAAUUUUUAUCGCUGUCGCGUUUGUUUUAAGUCGCUCAUGAACACCGCUUGCAUGCAGGAGUAGUCUAAAAGCCGCGCGUAUCAAACGCUUUUGACGAUUACUCCUCGGUUUAAAACCAUUAAAUAAAAAGUAAACAUAAUAAAUUCUUUAUUAUGUUGAAGCGUUUAACUCUAUUAAUCAUAAUUUAAACAGUCGACUUUGGCGCUUGUCAAAAGUGAGAGCCGGCUAGCCGUAUAGGUGAUUUUGGAAUUUUUUUUAACGGUUUCGCUGAAAGCCCACACGUGCUUCGAUCGUCCUGAAUAUUGAGUGAGUGCAAUUUGUAUUGCAAAAUUGUGAAAUACUGCAUUCUGUUCGAGGUCUGUAUGAUAAAAACAGCGCCUCAUGGUACUGUUUCACCUCAGAUGUGAUGUAUAAAAAGUAUAAAAGGUUGGGUUACACGUACCCAGACUUGUUGGCAAGAUUUUGUAAAGUAAACUUGUCGAACGCAAAAAAAUUCGGCCUGAUUUGUUUUCCAAGAAAUUGUUUUUAAGGCCUAAUCUACUGUGAUCAAGAGCCCGCGUUCUUAAAUGUGAUCGAAGAUGAUUGCUAUUUUUUGGGUGUACAUAUAAGGCUGUCAACUCGAUGUAAGAUUAAGUUCACUCUUUAUAUAUAGCUUGGACUGUUUGCAAAUUACUUUUCUCUAAAAUCACUUAACCUUUCCCUCAAAAGUGACAUGAAUGUGCUCUAAAGUUAACUGAAUUGUGGAAAACAAGUUUAUUGUUUGAUUUAAAUUAUAAAUUCGAGUUAAUGUAUAGGAGCUUCGCUUUUAGCCCUGGCUAAACCUAUAUAUUAUAGAAUACAAAUACAUCUGAAUAAAACCGGUAAGAUAGAUAGAUAGAUAGAUAGAUAGAUAGAUAGAUAGAUAGAUAGAUAGGUUUACAAAUGCAAUAAUUUACAACUGCACUAGAUUAAAACUAAUUAAAACGCUUAACAACUAAUUAAAGAAGGAUGAUCCAACAUAAUUUACGAUAUUAACGACUGUUAUAAAAUCAUAAAUUCAAAAACAUGCGUCACGUUCCUAUAUACAAUAAGAAACAAAAUUAUAUCUAGUUAUCAGCUACUGUAAACAUAACUUAAAAGGAAACUAUUCUUGCAUCUUUCAGUUUUACGCUAUGGAAGAAUAAAUGUUCCUUGUUCUCUCAGAGAGUGGCUUGGCUGGUAUUUACUUGGAAGUAGUUUGUGGAGACUAUGAGAUUGAUUAGCACAUAUUUCAUCGCACUACUUUGUCGCAAUUGCCUCUCUUCUAUCAUACAGUGUUAAAAGUCCAGACAGCUCUAGAGCCUUAACAUAUGAUAGCUCAGGGUAAAUAAUCUUCAUAGCACGUUUUUGCAGUCUUUCCAGGUCUUCGCUUAGAUAAGUUGGUAGAGCGCGAUUAAAAACUGGGCUGCCGUACUCCAGUAUAGAGCGAAUGCAUGUGAUGUAAAAUAGAACUAGCUCCCUUGAAGCAACAUGCGAUUUCCCUGCUGUCUUAGAAAAUAUAAUCUUGUUGAGACCUUUCUAACUAGUUCUGACACAUGGACAUUCCAUUUUAAAUCACUGCUAAUAUCAAGUCCUUUCAGUCUCUAGGGUCUGACGAUUAACACAGAUAGGGUCAAAUUUCACGGCAACAAAGAAACUACUGAAGUAAGGUUUAGCGUUAUUUAGCGUUCGCAGAUCUCAGUAAUAUAUUUCUCAUACAGAGUCUCUUAUAUUUUCAACGGUCGCCUGUAACGCGACACCGGCGCGUCAUCUAUGGUAUGUAAAUUACAUUACACCUUUCCUUCGUAACGUGAGUUUGGACCGCCCGUGAGUCUUUAAGCUUGAAGCUGCGCAGUUUAUGUUUUAAGCCGGCUUCCCGGUGUUUACUGUUUUGAAAGAUGAACUCGAGGCAAGAAAAUCGCUCAAAGCUUUAUUCUUUCUACAGCCAGAACUAUAACUAAACACUCUUGGGACCUUUUUUUCUUUCUAUUUGCGGUGAGGAAAUAUCGACUAAUACCCUGGGUGCCAGAGACUUUUCUAGCGCGGGUCCGGCGGAAGAUGUGUCGGCCUUCGACCAACAACGAAAACUGUCGCCGCACGUGAGAGAAACCUCUGGUACCCUAGGUAAUCGACUAAAGGCUUUUUAAAGUUCUGUAAGCUUAUAUCAAAGCUCAUACUACGUUUAAUACAAAUGAGCAUAAACUAGCCUUAUAAACUGCGCUCGACUUCAUGAAAUUAGAAAUAAUAAUGAAAAAAAAAAACAAACAAACAAACAACAAAACUAAAAUACAAUAAUUACUCAGUCUUACCAUUCAAGAUGCUGCUCCUGAAAGCUAUCAAGUAAGGCCAGAAUCGCUUGAGACUUUUCAACCCGCAUCCAGCAAGUUGAAAAACGAAAACGAUGCCAUCCGAAACCGGAUUUCCGACUUUUACAAGCGGCGUAUUUCUCAACCAAAAAUUCAAUAAAAAAACAGCCAUGAAUAACAGAAGACUCUUGUUAGCAGCUGUAUUUCAUUUUGUGCAUCCAGUGGAAAAAGACACUUAAAAACAUCACAAGUUGACAAAAAACUCUCUCAGCUUCAGCUGUCAAAGUAGAUAAGUCUCAAGAUGCUGUAUAAAUUUUCCGCAUGAACUCACCGGUCAAAUUUUGACCACUCAGAGCAUAAAAAUUGGACGUAGAGCUUGACCAACGCGUGACUAUGUUGAGAAUAGUGAAAAGCAUCCGUCUUGCCUGCUUGUAUUUUUAAAUAACUGGCUGAAUUUUCGCUUCCGAGGUCAGUUUGAAAUCAAAAUGUUAAUAGCGCGGGGCCAUACAACCUCGUCCCCAGGGUGCCUUUCCCUGGCUUUGGAGGUGGGGCGGGAAAAGGCCCUGGCAUCGGCCGGUCACAUGACCACCAAACACCCAGAAUUUGUGGGUGUUCUAAAUUAGCAUAAGAUCACAUACGAUAAGCAAAACAUCGAAGAUGGCGGGUACACCAGAGUUGUUGUCAGUGCUUCGCCGGGUCGCAAUUUUCCAGAGUAACGGUGACUUUUCAUCGCUUAAUUUUAAACCUCUUCCAGUAUAGUGUUUUGAAUCUAUCUUGAUAGGCCAGGAUGUUAUUGGAGUCUUACCAACUGGAUCUGGCAAGUCGAUGCUAUUUCACGGGCUGUACUGUUCUCACCAAGAUAAAGAACAACUAAAGUUGCCCUUUUAAAAGCAACUAAGCACAAAGCCAACAUGGCAAAUAAUGAGGUUCGCGUGGAGAAACAAAACGAUUCUCUUGCCCGAUCACAAAGUGAAAAUAACAAAACAGUCCAAACACUGGUAAGCUAUGUCAAAAGCUAUUACCAAGGAAGGAAAUACGCGCUCCAGUCAAAGGCUUCAAGUUAUUUUUAGAAAAACACUAAGAUAGAGUCUACUAAGUCACAAUGCAAUUCUCAUAGUUAAUGUAGCGUCAGUUUAAGCUGCACUUCAUUCUUAUAAUUUUGGAUCUGUUAAUUACUAUCCAUGAUAAUUUAACAUUCUGCAAAGAAACUGACUUACGAGCAGGGCCCAGCGUGAUACAACAUUGCAGAAAAUCAUUACAUUCACGGACUAAAGAAAAUCGCUUAGUUAUUGAGAUCCAAAGGGCUUUUUGAAGAAAAUUAGAACCCUUAAUUCAACCGUAAUAAAAAGCUCUACGCUUCAAAAGAGGUCUAAGAAAACGCUCUUGCAUCAGAGGGCAAAUCCUGCCGACCAGAAACAAAAACCACAGUAAAUCGAUGUCAUGACCUCUUAGUGUGAAACAUGCAGCUGAAAACACAUUUGCGCAGCGAAAAUAUAGAACCUUCCAGAGCAUAAUCUAUCCAUCAGAGGAAAAAGAACUUAUUGGAACAAGCAACAUUUUGGCAUGAGGUAAAAGUCGUGUAGGCCUGCCACCCCCUUUUAUUGAGGUUCAUCCACAUCGAAGUUUUCGGGUGGCAUAUCCUUUGAUAGACGCUUCGAGGGCUGAUGCGAAGACGGUGAAAGUUGAACGCAUCGUUUUACAGAAUGUUCUGAGUUUAGAUCAGACGGCGUAUUGUCUACAGAUUGAGCUCUCUGAAUAGACUGAUCCAUUUUGUCUACGAAUGGAACGCCACUCCUACAUAACACUGCUGACCUCGUAUCGUCCUCAGAAAUUUUCUAACACAAGUUUUAUAAACUUUCGAAUACAAAGUCAUUAAAUAAGCCGGCCUUUCUGAAUAUUCGAAGCAUAUAGUGACUCUCAUGAGAACCACCACACAGCCUGCAAACUGGAUUUCUUGAAGAAAUCGUCGCUGGAGUAGACAUACAGUCCUUUCCGCCAUUUCGAUUUCGGUAUAAUGCAUAAAUUAUUUUCAUUUGGCUAUUUUCUUACAUGAAUUACCUAAAUCAAUCAACCAAUCAAACUGGCCGGCCGAUGCCAGGGCCUUUUCCCACCCCACCUCCAAAGCCAAGGAAAAGCGCCCUGGGGACGAGGUUGCGGGGUCAUAGAGACAUAAACUCAACAUAUUUCAUAUGAAUUAAAAAAAUAAACUUGAGCCUGCAAUCAUGUGAAAGUAGUAACUUGUCAGCGGAUAACUUCAACAAAAUAAGCGUCCUGAAUGGGUGGACACCUGAACCCGCGAUACGGUCAGGUAAUACCGCUCAGCAGAUACCUUGUUUUGACAGCUGUCUAUUGAUCACAACAUUGAUGUGCAAAUCAGUUUUCUCCUGGGCUCUCUGGGCUUCCAAACAUUGGUAAACCUGUGGUGCGAACUGUCGGUCGGGCGUACGGGCACCUGAUUACCAAAAUUUCUCGGAUGCGUAGAUUACCAAGUUUUCUUACCCAUCGUACUCCGCUUCGUGCGCGUGGAGCUCCACUAUAAAACCACUGUAGCUCAGUGAUAACAAGACUAAAUAGAUUCCUCCAAUAAGCAGAAAAGAUAGCAACAACCGCGAAGCUGCAAAUUGAUUACCAAAACUAAACGCAGUUAUUCCUAUAAUGAAAUCGAUACUGCAAAAACUAAAAAGAAGAAAACUAUACUCACGUUGGUUUGCACACACACCAAUGUUAUCUUGACUCAAAAGCUAAACUGAGCUUCAUAGAAGAUGAGCACCAGUGUAGUUAAGAAUAAAGCCGUAAUGGCUGACAGAAGUUAACACUAUGAAGUCUACACUAGAACUGAACUAAGAUAAAAACGCUAAAUUUGUAAUUAACAAAACGUGCUUGAAAACGUUGUAGAGAUUAUGAAGUAUAUCUUUCCCAUGCGUGAAUAACAAAAAAGGGCUGGGAAAGUAGCCCUGGGCUUAUUAAUAAAAAUCAUUUAUGUAGGUGAUAAUGGAUUUAUAAUAACUACCGUUAGCACGUUCGUGCACUUAUAAGUGAGGGAUUAACGAAAAGAAAUCACGUUUGAAAACCAACACCAACCCCCCCUGUUCCUCCCCCACAAUUGUAGCCAGCCAAGAGAUAUUCGUUAAGGGAAACCGGAGAAGUGAACGGAAGCUGCAGACAGUCAGUGGAUAUGGUUGCAUUUAUUAUAUUAAGAGAGAAUAUAGCAUUAGAGGUCAGCUCUUUUAAGAUCUUUUUACGGUGAGAAAUCAAGUUUACGAAUUCCGUCGAUGAAACUAACUCCCCUCUCCUAUACCGAUGCAGCGCCAAAGUUCCAAGUAACGUUGCGAUAAUAAUUUCUCGAGGAAGGGCGAAAGUCACCUAAAAGUCGCCUCCAAAAGAAGAAGAGGACAAGGAAAGCCUUAUCACUAGUUAUUUCCGAGUUAAACUAAUCAACAAAGUCCUUCAUUUCUUAGUUGUAAACUGUACAAACUAAGAAAAAUCUUGUAGUGCCAAUGCAUCAAGAACGUGUAACGUUGCCAAAUACAGGCGAGCUCAUUUUAAAACACUUCGAAAUGACCGACGUGCAUGUUCAAUCAGCACUACUGGACGCCUAAUGUCUAGAUUAACACCAAAUAUUUGCUCGGGUAAAUAUGAUGCAAAAAAGUGCAAACUAAGAGGAAAUCAGGUGGAAAGAUGGUAAACACCGCAACUGCGUCCUAAUUUAUAUGAUAGGGUUGCAAAUUCAGGGGCAAAUGCGGUAUUUACCAUCUUGACCCUAAUAUAAUUUUCUCCUAGUUUGUACUUUUUCGUGCUAUGUUUGCACUGAGCAAAUUUGGUAUAAAUCUAAUAAUAAUUAUGAAGAGAACUCGACCGGAUUUUAAAAUUCAAGGAUGUACCUCAAAUUUCAUUUACUGCCUAAUCUGUAAGCAUAAUAGGGAAUUGAAUAAGCGCAGUCAUAAAAUCGAUUAAAUAAAUUACAAUCCUGACCUCAAAUUUUAUAUAUUUAUCUUUUAUAGUUUGCCCUCAAAAUUGGACUCCACACCAAUCUACUUGCUAUAAACUAUCCUCUAAUACCCUGGAAUGGAUCGCGGCAAAAUUUGCGUGUGAAGCACUUGGAUCUAAUCUCGCAAUGUUGGAUUCACAAGCUGAACAACAGAGCAUUGGUUGGAGAUUCAGGGCAUGGAUUGGUUUGCACCGUGACUUGAGUAAUAACUCACGUUGGCAAUGGACUAAUGGCUCAGUAGCGGUUUACCUAAACUUUGCUUAUAACCAGCCAGACAACUGGAAAGGCACUGAAGAUUGCGUAGAAAUGCGUCCGUCAAGGAAAUGGAAUGACUUGAACUGUAAUGCUUCUCUUCAUUAUUCUUGUGAAUUGUCCUCAGGUAGGUCACGUUAUGUUCGGACAACAAGAAAUUAAAUAGUUUUAUAUCCAAAGAGACGCAUGUCAAAUGUUUUCUUGGUCGAGCAGACAGCGAAAAAAACGGUGUGAUUUUUUUUAAUUGUUUGGUUGGAAGAAUUUUUAUUCCAUUCUCUUGAGUAUUCUAAUGAAAUUGAAUUAAAAAGACAACAAAUAAAAAAAAAAUAGCAACAACAAAACACGGAAAUUUCAAUUAUUGAAGAGCGUAAACUGAGGAUCAAGUCCCGGAUAAGUUAUUAUAAUUAUUGCUGUAGACAAAAGAAAAACGCAGUUAUGAACUUUUUGACACAUCUAAAGGUCUCAGUAAUCUACUAUCAGUGUCGUCGCUGUUUAUCUUCUUUACUCUUUUAAAAUUGCUUUAUAUCUCAUCUUUUAAAGGAUUUACGUGCCGAAAACUCUCUUCCUUAAAUGAGGUACAAAUUUUGCCCGACAGUUGUGUUUUACAUAAUCAAAGAUACGACUCAAUUUGUUCAUUUUCUUGCGCUAAUGGAAAACAAAUUAGUGGCCCUUCAUCUGUUCGGUGCGGAAUAAGAGGAUUCUGGAGCGAGGAAGUGAACAAAGUCAGCUGUAAUGGUUCGUAUAACUCUAAUUUUUGUUUUUUACUUCUUUUUACCUUCCCUUGUUUUUCUCUUGAUGUUCCAGCAGCGUUAAAAAACCGUUUGUGA